CAUCAAUUCUAUUGUCGCCGUCGCACAAUAGGAAACCGCAAUCAUGGCAGACGAUAAAGGCAAAGCCCCAGCCUUUUCCUUCGGGCUCUCGACUCCCAAUUCCUCCUCAGCUUCACCUUUCGGUACCACGAGCACAACUGGCGGAGGACUCUUUGGCAGCAAUACGGCCAAAACAACUUCGUCCGGCGGCAGUAUUUUCGGCGGUGCUACACAAACAGCAUCUUCAGGAGGUGGACUCUUUGGAAGCGGCGCGUCGACGUCAGGGAACAACAGCGGGACGAGCACAACUGGCGGAGGCCUACUCGGUUCUGGUCAACAAACAUCAACACCGUCCGCAGGUGGAACUCCAGCGAGCGCAGGGAACGACGGCGGCAUGGUCAACUCAGGCAGUGUGCUCUUUGGAGCAGCCACGGCGAAGAGGAGCGAACCGGGCUUCAAUCCGUUCGCACAAAGUGCUGCGCAGAGCGGUAGCAGUACGCCCACAGCAACGAAGCCCGGAAGUCUGUUUGGAAAUGGCACAACUGGCAGUUUUGGUGCUUCUACAACACCGGCUGGUGAGCCGAAGCAGACGGGCACCCUUUUCGGUGGAGCCUCGACUGGCGGUGGUGGGGGUCUCUUUGGCGGCGGCGCGAAGCCAGCCAGCAGCGGAGGUCUGUUCAGUGGUGCUCAGAACAACACCGGCUCAAGCAAUGCGUCUGCCACAGCAGGCACAACAGGCGGACUUUUUAGUGGCGGCCAGCAACAGCAAGCUGGAUCCAGCACUGGAGGUAGCAAUCUAUUCGGUGACAAGACCAACAAAAGCUCAUCGACGCCGUCUAGCGGAUUGUUUAGUAAUCAGCAACAACAGCAGACUGGCUCUAGCACGGGAGGCGGCGGCCUGUUCGGAAACAAGACGAACGCAACGUCUUCGACAGCCUCGGGCGGCCUGUUUGGCAACCAGCAAAGCACCUCCGGAGGCUUGAACUUUACUCUCGGGACUCCGACCGCCCCAGCAGGUGGUAGCAAUCCUACUACGGCUUCUUCGACAUCAAACGCCGGUAACACAUCUGCCACAGCUCCAGCAGCUGGCGCAUCGAACACGUCCUCUUCCAAUGCCCAACCUACUACGGCGACAGCUCCCGGCAGCAGCUUCUUUCCGGCGGCAGCAUCUACAACUGCUUCGCAACCGACUACGACUACUGCGGGUUCAAUAGGUGGCGGCUUGCUCGGCGGGCCGGCGACCAGCACCGCGCAGACGACUAGCAGCGGUUCAACAACAGGAACUUCCGCGCCAAGCAUAUCUGGUAUGUUCUCGAAGCCAGCUACGCCCGCUACUACAUCAGGAGCACCAGCGCUUGGCGGAGGGUUGUUCAACACAGCACAGCCCACAACUACGGCGAGUACAACUAGUGGCUUGUUUGGCAACGCAGCCACAAGUGGAAACAAUUCUACACCAAGCACCACUGCUCCCGCUGGUGGCCUUUUCGCAUCAAGUGCCGGCCCAACUGCAUCGAGUAGCGCUGCUCCUGCUCCUGGUGCAAGUCUUUUCGGCAGCAAGCCUGCGACAGCGUCAACAACAAACAAUGCGACGACAAAUGCUCCUGCGACGGCUCCUGCAGCCGGAGGCGCCACUGCGACCGCCAACGUCCCUGCAAGUGCAGCGGGUGGCGCUCCAGCUGGAGGCUCACGCCUCGCCCACAAGUCGCUCGACGAAAUCCUCACCAUGUGGUCCACGUCGCUCACGCAGCACCAGAAGACCUUUCAGAGUCUUGCUCAGCGCGUGAGUACGUGGGAUAGACAGCUUGUGGAGAAUAGCACAAAGAUCAGCACAUUGUAUGGUCGCUGCUUUCAAGCUGAGCGUGAUUGCAGCGAGGUAGAGCGCCAGCUCACCAACUUUGAGCAUACACAGCACGAGAUCGAGCACUUUCUGGACAAGUACGAGGAUGAGGUAGACAAGAUGAUGCAGAAUUCUGGGAUUGGUGAGGAUGGUAUUGGUGGGGUCGAUGCUGAACGCGAACGCACAUACAAAACUGCCGAAAACUGCGCCGGAAGACUGAGUGAUUUGCAAAACAGCUUGACGGAUAUGGUUGAGGAGAUCAAUGACACUUCAGGCAAGCUGACUAACAACAAGUCUGCCGGCGAUAACAAGGACGAUCCUCUCCGACACAUUGUCAGCAUUCUCAAUGGCCAUCUUGUGCAACUGCAGAAGAUUGGUACGGGUGCAUCAGACUUGCAGAACAAGGUCGCUAUUGCGCAACGUGAUACUCGAGGCCUGAACAACAGCUAUGCGCUGAACGGAGGCAGGCAGUGGGUAGAAGACUUUGGGGCUAGCUAUUUGGGACGUCGAUAGACGAUACAUUCUGCUUGUGCAGAGCAACACGCACAGAUACGACGCUUGGCAUGGGAUGGCGCACACUAGGCGUUAGGAAGGCAGAGCGCCGAUGGGAGAUGCCGUCGGAUGUCCAGAAUGAAAGGGUGGAUUCUUGUACCAUAGCACGCAUCAAGUGUCGAUGCCAUAGCGUGACGCUCGACAGAAUACGAGAGAAGCUUUCACUACAAGCCGCCAUGGCCAAACCUCCACCACUACUCGGAAGCUAACCGAGAACUUUCCACAAAUACUACGGCGAUGGAUGGCACCCGAGUCUCCCAGGUUCUGUAUGCCUGCAUGUCGAGAACGAUACUACCUACUGUAUCGAUACAUGGUCGUGGCGCGAUAUAACACGCGGAAGAACGCCGAUCCUCCGCAUUAAAGCACUCGCUAAACACCAGCGCACUAUUUCUGUCAAGCUUCGUAUAGUGACUGCACACCAAGG
Molecule: messenger RNA, 2792 nt
Organism: Sphaerulina musiva SO2202
Lineage: Eukaryota; Fungi; Ascomycota; Dothideomycetes; Mycosphaerellales; Mycosphaerellaceae
Product: Nsp1_C-domain-containing protein
Exons: 1
Coding region: 44-2329 (761 amino acids)
Biological process (GO): RNA export from nucleus; protein import into nucleus
Cellular component (GO): nuclear pore; nuclear pore central transport channel
Molecular function (GO): structural constituent of nuclear pore; phospholipid binding
Source: RefSeq, a predicted model, not a curated record